Camellia sinensis is the source of this 1676-nucleotide messenger RNA. Its product is annotated as beta-glucuronosyltransferase GlcAT14C. Gene Ontology annotation, molecular function: glucuronosyltransferase activity. Lineage: Eukaryota; Viridiplantae; Streptophyta; Magnoliopsida; Ericales; Theaceae. Gene Ontology annotation, cellular component: membrane. The record is from RefSeq and is a predicted model, not a curated record.
UCUAAAAGACAGACGUGAGAAAGAUAGACAUUUCAGUCCACCAUUUCCCUUCACAACCAACCUCUAUAAAAGCUUCAAAUUCACUCUUAAACCCCACCAACCACCCAUUGUUUUCCCGUCUAAGCUAAGCAAAAACCAACUCCAAAACCCCCAAAUUUAGCUCCCAUUCUCUUCCAAUUCCCAACCAAUCUUCAACUAAAACUUUCACACACCAAAACCCUAAUCCCAUUUUCCAGAUGAAAAGGUCUCACAUUCGCAUUCCUCUCUGCUUCAAUCGCAAAUGGGUCAUCCCAUUAUCCCUCAUAUCAACAAUCUCUCUCAUCUUACUCCUCACAACAAACCAAGGGCACCACAAAUCACCUCCAUCUUUUCCCAAAUCGGAAGCUUCGGCUUCGACGGCUUCCCUGCUGAAGCCGCCGGAGCUGCCGAGAUUGGCGUACUUGCUAUCGGGGACGAGGGGCGAUGGGCGGCGGCUCAAGCGGCUGCUUCAGGCGGCGUACCACCCGAGGAACUACUAUCUGCUGCACCUUGAUCUGGGAGCUUCGGCCGCCGAGCGGCUCGAGCUGGCUAGGGAUGUGAAGUCGGAGGCGGUGGUUGGGGAGUUUGGGAAUGUGAUGGUGGUGGGUAAGGCUAAUCUGGUGACGUAUAAGGGUCCGACGAUGGUGGCGUUGACGCUUCAUGCGGUGGCGAUAUUGUUGAAGAAGGCGAAGUGGGAUUGGUUUAUAAAUCUCAGCUCGGAGGAUUAUCCUCUGAUGCCUCAAGAUGAUCUCCUCCACAUAUUCUCAUACUUGCCCAGGGAUCUGAACUUCCUCGAGCACACAAGUAAUAUUGGUUGGAAAGAGAUUCAAAGAGCAAGGCCUAUCAUUAUAGAUCCAGGCUUGUACCAUUCACAGAAAUCUGGUGUAUUUUGGGCCAAAGAGAAAAGAUCUAUGCCUUCUUCAUUCAAGUUAUUCAUGGGGUCUUCAUGGGUGGUGCUUACAAGACCAUUUCUUGAAUUCUGCGUUUGGGGUUGGGAUAAUCUUCCGCGCACUCUUCUCAUGUACUACACGAAUAUCCUUUCAUCACCGGAAGGCUACUUCCACACAAUUGUCUGCAACCAUAAAGACUUCCAGAACACCACAGUAAACCAUGACUUGCAUUAUAUCAGGUGGGACAAUCCUCCGCAGCUACACCCAAUGAAUCUGACGUUGGAGCAUUUCAAUGACAUGGUCCAGAGUGGUGCCCCUUUUGCGCGUAAGUUUGAAAAGGACGAUCCUGUUCUGGACAAAAUUGACAAGGAACUUUUAAGGAGACCGGAUGGGCGGUUUACACCCGGGGCUUGGUGUGCGAAAUAUUGGGGUGUAGAGAAGGAUCAUUGUGUACUUCACGGGAGUCCACAUGUGGUUAAACCUUCUGUGAGUUCAAAAAGGUUAGAGACACUUAUUGUGAAGCUCAUUGAUUCAGAAAAUUUCAGGACUAAACAGUGUAAAUAAUGCUGUAAAUGUAAUGCUUCAUUUGCUCCACAAUUUUGCAUCCUGUCUUGGUGGAAUGCAUGUGUGGGAAGGCUUUGCAUGGUUUCAUUCACUUUAUUUCUUCCUCUUCUUUUCUUUUUCUUUUAUAAAUUUAAGAUUCAAACACGAGUUUUAGUGUUUCAAAUCUAUGAAAAUCUUCAGUAUAUCCAAGUCCACUCUUCCAAA